AUGUACGCCGCCGCAUGUUGGGUGAGGGGAGAGGAGCAGUCCGUGUCCGUGUCCAUCCGCGUACUCGAUCUAUUCGCCUCCAACAAAGCUCAUGGUUGGUGUGGGUUGGUCAUUGGUGGGCAAGUGCCCAUUUCAUGGAGUCGAGGCACAGACGUCGACCGAUUGCUGGCCGACGUCGAACUCGCGGUACCAAUAGAAUCAGAAUUGGUUGCCGUGGCCGACCAAAGGAGUCGGGCGCGCCCGCUUCAUGCAUCCUUCGCGCAGCCCACUCGGCGUUUCCUGAUGAACAGGCACCGCAGCAAGGCAGGAGGACUAGGCUCAGAGUGA
Messenger RNA from Cordyceps militaris CM01, 327 nucleotides. RefSeq lists its product as uncharacterized. Lineage: Eukaryota; Fungi; Ascomycota; Sordariomycetes; Hypocreales; Cordycipitaceae. The transcript is spliced from 3 exons. Bases 1 to 327 code for a protein of 108 amino acids. The record is from RefSeq and is a predicted model, not a curated record.